Fusarium verticillioides 7600 is the source of this 5286-nucleotide messenger RNA. RefSeq names its product cell wall integrity and stress response component. The transcript is spliced from 7 exons. NCBI's taxonomy places the organism in Eukaryota, Fungi, Ascomycota, Sordariomycetes, Hypocreales, Nectriaceae. The coding region runs from base 3176 to 4375 and encodes 399 amino acids. Gene Ontology annotation, cellular component: plasma membrane. The record is from RefSeq and is a predicted model, not a curated record.
CUUGAGGUCUACAAUUCUCACCCACAACCAUCAUCUUGGCCUCUACUUUGUCCGGCGACGGGAUCGUCUGGUCAGAAAGGCAAAACUUACAGAAAGGGGCCGGAAAUGGCCCGUUACGGCACUAGUUCAUGUGAGUUGAGUUCUAUGUUGGGGAUAGUGAGAGACCAUAAGGUCUAGUAGUGCUUGGAAGCGGGAGGAGAGUCAAGCUGAAAUACAGAGCGGGAUGCACGGCAACUUUGUUUGUUUGUGCCCGCAAUUGCUUCAUCCUGUCGUCUUCGAUUGAUGAGAAUGGGAUGUUUUUUGCACAAUGAGGAAUGGUUCGUUCCAUAGCCAAGAAGCAACGAGAGCCGCUAGACUCACGAUAUCUAUCGCGCGUUUGGAGGGUGGGAACAGUGGAGUCAAAACAAGAUGAUGGGCAUGGGGGUUGACCAAAAACAUGCACCAAUUACCAGUCCAUUAGGUGCUGUUAUAAUUCUGUCGAGCUAUCUUGAACUGAGAUCUUGGGCUGGAGCGCGAAUUACCGUUCAACAGCUAAAAGCAAACGCCGAGAUCUUAAGAGGAGUUUGUGUUUCAAUAAUCUCGUUCUAGCGUUGUACGUUGUAAGAUUUGAAGAACCAUCUGCGCGUCAUAACAAGAGGAGACGGAAGAAAGAGUCCAUAACUUUGUGCUUCCUUCAGUGCAUCAAUAGAGAUAAGUAUCAGAGGAGACCUGAGAACAGUGCCAAGGGCUGAGGUCAAUCCGGAUAAAGGGUUGCCGAGAAGAGAGUGAAGUGGUUGUCACUAAUAUCCAAUUUCGAUUUCUCAAGCCCAUAAAGGUAGCGGCAAGCCAAAGCCAAAAGAUAGAAGCCAGCUAGGCCAGCUGAUUAUAUAUUAGCAUACUAGACUAGAGGAGAAAAGGAAUUGUUUAAUAUUUAAAGAAUAAAGAGCAUUCAGCGAAAGAUAUAGACAGGAUAGAAUGAUGGUUUACAAGGAUCACCUUUCCCAUACCACAUCACCAUACAAUUCACAUUUCAGACCACGAAUUGCGAUUGUCGGACGGGCUCUUGCAACACUCCGCAACAGUGGCCCAUGCAGAUCCCACUCCCUCUUCUCUGACUGCCCCUGCAACUUCCACACGAUAUGACACGACACGCCCCCCCCCUACUCUCGACCUCCCGUAAUAAAAGCCCAACCAACCCAAAAAAGCACUGUCACUCCCCUAAAACAACAACAGCGCCCACUGAGUUCUCAGCGGUGACGACAUCUGCUACAGGCAUCAUAUGAGGCCCCGGGCGCCUCGUGUUUUAGUGUCUCGUUGGUAGGUGAAGGAUAGCGGAUAGGGGAGCUUGCGGAAACGAGGGUCCAUCUUUUAUCUUAUUUGAUUUACUGAAUUUUUCUUUAUUUGUUUGCCGAGUUGUGAUUGUGAUUGUGACUGUAGAGGAUCAUAUCAGAUCUUGAGCCUGUGUGUAUCUCGUAGUGUGAAAAUCGUUUCGUCACUGUGAUUCUGUGGACAGCUUCAUACUGGACCUGCUGUUGACCAGCAACAACGCGAGGAUUGCUUACCUCAGGUAAUUUCAAGUCGAUCAGUUCUACCUUUUCUGGCUCAAUCAAUUUUACCAAGUUCCUUUCCUGCAAUAUCAUGCAUGUUAUCUUACUCUUCUUCUCUUUCUACGCACAAUUGACUUGUCCUUCAUUCCUUUCAAUUCGUUCCUUAAUAUUCUUUCAUCCUAAGCUCAAUCCUUUUGGCUACCACCUCAUUUCACACUCACUCGAACCAAGAAAACAAAAAAAAAAAAAAAAAAAAAAAAAAUAACGGCCAUUUUACGCUGAGAUAAUAGCACUACUGCACCACCACCAUCACACCUCUUUUCAUCAAUCAUCAAUCACGCUCAAAGGGAACUACUCUGCUAGGCCAUCGGAUCGGACUCUUCCCGCUUCAUCUUAAGUCCUCUCUCGGGCUCUCCUUGGUUCCUUUUCAGAGCGUGGAGCCUCCUUUGUCCGCCCAGCUUGGCUUUGCAGCUGAGUAUUGGGACCUUUCCAUUUUUGGUCUCACGAUCCCUGCGAUACUUUGGACGGUACGUACUGCAACCUGCUACACUGCUUGGGCUUUGUUGCCAGGUCGUAUCGUGACCUCCAGUGCAACUCUAUUCAAGAAGCUUUCCGUUCUUCGAGAGGGAGAGGGAGGAGUCGUUGACAAACUAUCGACUGAGGACCACUCCAAGGAACAACAGAGAUCCUUCUACAGGAAUUGACAAUCCAAUUUAUCGAUUUAUUACCUAGGUUAUCCCUAGAAGUUUCGUCGUCCGUUGCUAUUCCCAGGCCCUCUUCUCUUUCUCAAGUCGGGCCAGAUUUGGUUAGAGAGUUCAUCACUCGUCUUCGUUCUUCCUUCCUUGUUUCCCAUCCCGGUCGCUGCUGCCGCCGCUCCUCCACUAGGGCCCGGGACUACCGUGCUAGGCACAGAUACCUACCUAGCUCUUACCUGAUUUGACCACUCUAGUCGCUACUUCCCUCACACCUUUUCCCUUCCAAAUCUCCCCUUCUUGACCUCGACCUCUUCAGUUGUCACGUAUUCCUACCUCUACUCUCAACCUCUACCUACCUAUUAUCUCUCAAUCACACCCCAACCUCCCUCCUAAUCAUCUCCACGAUAUCUAUUUCGUUGGCUGGGAAUCGUUCUCUUUCUCUUUUUUCUUUUACCCUCGUGGUGAUUUUUGGAUCUGGGUUUCUUUCGUCUUGGGAUAAUUGGCAUUGUUCACGUUUUGGGAUCGCAUUGUAUCGUACCGACCAUUCGCUUGUGUCGGGCAGCUGGAAAUCUACGAGGAUUGCCAGAAUUAUUCAUCGACAACCAUUUGAGCCGCAGGAAGCUCUCGACUCAUCACUGUUACCCACUGGUUAUCAAUAAUCACCCCAUCGACAAUUCUUUCAUCUCGAACCAAACACGAUACCCGAUCAUCGCGAUCUAAAUCCCCAUCUUCGACGAGCCACAGAUCUCCCAGUGAUUCACAUACAGCCUGCUUGGUCACUUCAUUGUGCUACCUUGCUCAACUCGGAUCACGACUGACGAUACCGGCUGUCUUGCUCCGCCGUCGGGACAUCUACCCACGCGAAAUCACACCUGCCGGUCGUACUACGCCUCUCGACGUCAGACGUGGUAUGGCUUCGACCAUUUGAGAGUUCUCCCGCAACCGUGUCAUGUUAUGAAAAGCCUGCUUCAUCUCUGUUGCACCCGACCUCACAUGCUCUCUUGCUCAGUCUCUUUGGUAAAGUUUCUUGACCAAGUCAUAGUCAUCAUGUCCCCUCUUUCCAGACGUGCCAAACAGGCAGGCUUGCUCUUCUUAAUAGCAUCAUCAUGGGCGCCUCUAGCUGCUACUCUAAACAUCGAAUAUUGUGCUAGCUACAAUACUGGCGAGACCCCCAGGAAUACGAGCAUCUAUCAGACAAAUGGCCUUUGCCAUGAUUUCUGUAUCGAUGACUGGGCGUACGCUAUCACUCAAGACAAGCUAUGUUGGUGUUCGAAUUACGCACCGGUCAAGUCAACCCAAGUGGACGACUCCAAGUGCGAUAUUCCUUGCCCAGCAUGGCCUGACGAAGUCUGCGGUGGUGACGGAGUAUACGGAUAUGUGUCUCUAGGCAACGUCGAGCCUUCCGGCUCAAGGGGCCCUUCCCCCUCAUCAACCAAAGCAAAACCAACCACCGUGGCCGUAUCCAGAGUGACUGAGACAAUACAGAAUACGGUGACUCUAAAGCCAUCAUCCACAUCCAUAUCGACCUCCACGUCCACGUCCAGCUCAGAGCCUGAAACAACUUCAACUACCGAGGACGAAACCUCAGCUACGAGCACAGCCGAGGAUGAGUCAACUACAUCUAGUUCGCGCACCUCUGUCGUCCAGACUGUCACUGCUGGGGGUACUAUCAGGACCGUCACUGUGGCAGCCCCGACGGAGACUGGUGGAACGACCGCAAGCGAAAACACCAAUGACUCAACUACCGAGAAGAGUGGACUAGGCACCGGCCAAGUUGUCGGUAUCGUGGUAGGCGUGAUUGCGGCCGUUAUAGGUGCCGCUGCCCUUGUCCUCUUCCUGUGGUUCCGACGAAAGAAGCAACAGAACGAACAAGAAGCCUAUCAGGACGAUCCCAGUGUUCGAGAUAGCUCCUCGGGCAUUGCACGACCUGAUAUGAGCAUGGCUGGAUCACCUAUUGCAUCAGCCGCGGCAGGAAGCCGUAACAGCACCUUGCAAGUCGAUCCUCGAAUGGAUCCAUUUAAGCAAGGAUUGUACGUUCGAAGCGCAAGUCAUGAGAGUAUCAACACAUUGCGAGAUGACCACGACUAUUCGAGGAGGAUUCAAGCACCCAAGGUCCUCCGUGCAACAAACCCCGAUCCAACGCCCGAGCCUUGACCGGCAGGAAAUUCGGCAACUCCGGAAAUUCCGCCGGGCUCCAAAGGCCACCCUUUAUAAGAUGAGACUACGAUAAGAGGCACUUGUCUAUGAUCAAGGGCACGGCAUCAUGCUGCCUUGAGGGUACUUUCUCAACAUAAAUCCCUCGAAUCUAGCGGAAUUUUCUGGGAUGGAUGAUGAAGGAUGUUCCAGACGAGCAGAUAAAAAUGGUCGCAACGACCCAUGAAGCACACGAAUCUCACUUUCUCCCGGCUCACUUUUAAAACCCAAAGGGGUUUUGUUGCAUUUCGAGAUACCAGGAAGGCGUUGGCAUUUUACAGGGGGGGGUUACAUACACAACGGAACAUGGGACGAACGCCCCCAGCAACUGGUGGGAUCAUGGUAUGGUACAUAUACGAGCGAGCCAAGUGACUGCUGCUUUGCACAGCAAAGCACUAUUGGAAAGGUCAUGCAUGACGGCAGAAACCAACGCUUAAUUUUCGAUUCGGAUUUUAUAUUUCAUGGCAUCACGGCAACGGCGACCUCCACCAAGCAAUUAUGGAUGAGGGACAGCGACCUGUGAAGGGUGUGACAGAGUCGCCGAGUUUGAAUGACUUGGGUGGGCGCUCAGUGUUGGCUUCAAAGUCUGGAUAUAAUAUGCAGGUCGUCGUUGUCAGUUUGGGGUCACUUUUACGCACAUAGAGCCAGCAUAAUAUGGCGACGAGGUUGAGAUAGCAGCCAAAAGUAUUCUCUUCAUUUCUUGGGUCUGCAACUACAGCUUGUACUUUUCAUCUCUGUGACACGAAUAUGAUUGCUUUCAUGAGUUUAUGAUGCUUCCUAUGGCUUGACGGUGAAGUCAUCCACCUCCUUCUCCAUGUCUACAUCCAACUCGUCCCCUUUUCAUCAUCUACAUCCAGUCUUCGUCUCACGCG